AUGACCGGGUCAGAGAAAGAGGCCAUGGAGCGCGAGCGUCGAGUGUUACAUAGGGCGAAGACCAUCGCGUUGCUAAAUCGCGAUAGCACGUUGAAUCGUAUGAAGGCCAUAGCUGACAUGGCGUCCCGAGUGAGGGAUGCGCCCGAGUUGAAGCCCAAAUUAUUAACUGCAGCCGGUGACCUAGACUCCCUAUGGGAUACAUUUCUUCGACAUAAUGAUGCGGUUUUGAAUGCGUUACUAGAUUUGGACUUAGCCUCAGAAUAUUCUGUUACUCUGGAAGCGGAGGUUCGUACUCUGUACUUUGACGCACGUGCUAUAGUGGAAGAAUUUGCUCCCCUACCCACAAGCAGGGCCUUAUCACAGGGUUCCAGUCGCUCAUCGGGCUCACGCCAUUCUAAUCAUUCCGGUCGCCCUUCAAGGCGCUCUCGGCUCCCAGAAAUCCCAUUGCCGUCCUUCAGUGGCGAGUUGAGUGGCUGGCCGGCGUUCCGCGACCGCUUUACGGACCUAGUCGUGCUGGAUGACGAGUUAACGGACAGCGACCGCUUCUAUUAUUUACUCGGUUGCCUCCGUGGUGACGCGUUAAGUGCCAUUAGUUCCAUCUCGGUGUCCAAUGGAACAUACGACCUCGCUUGGGCCACGCUAGUCGAGCAGUUUGAUAAACCUAGGCAGUUGGCCUCUUUGAUCAUCGACAAGUUAAUGUCAGCUCCGAUACAGUCCCAGGAGUCUCUGAGCGGAUUGAAAGAUUUCCUUGGGCUAUUCUCCGACCAGGUGGCGAUGUUACACACGCUGCACGUUCCAAACCUUGGUGAAUUUAUAUUGUUUUCUCUGGCUUCGCGCUGCUUGCCAUACUCCACUAGGAAGGGUUUCGAAGCAGCGAAUAAACAUGAUUUUCCAUCUAUUUUGGAUAUGGUUAGCUACAUCAAAGACCGUGUGAGCCUGUUAGAGGCCGUGAGCUUUACGCAAAGCUCGAGUAACCCUCCAACAACUCAGGGCCGGACGAAGUCCGCGCCAUCAAACCAUGUUGGCCGGAAGCCAAAGGUCGUGAUGCUCGCCUCAAAAUCGAUGGGUACUGCCCCGUCAAAAUGUUUGUUCUGCUCGGGGGAACACGUCACCACGUCGUGCAACGCGUUUACCAAAAUGUCAGUGAAUGACCGCGUUUCGGCUGCACGUGAUAAACGACUGUGCUUCCGGUGUCUCGUCUCCACCCAUUGGUCGACAAAAUGCAGAGUAACCAAGCCAUGUGCCCGUUGCCACGGUCGCCACCAUACCCUACUUCAUAAGGACAACGAUACGGAGGCACAACCUAUCGCCUCGACAAGUGCCUGCUACGUCAGCUCGUCGAAACAUCCUACCGCAUUGUUGGGGACCGCUGUGGUUCACGUGCGUGAUCGGUAUGGAUGCAUGCAACCGGUGCGUGCCUUAAUCGAUUCCGGAUCGCAGAUAAGCAUCAUGUCAGUUCCGUGUGUCGAACGGUUGGGGUUGAAGUGUAAUAAGUGGACUGUUCCGUUGACGGGCGUGUCCGGUGCAGCAGUUCUGCAGGUAAAAGGUCGAGUUGAAUGCCUGCUUACGCCCAGGUAUAAUGACGAGCAUUCCAUCAAGUUAACUGCGUGGGUUCUACCCAAAAUAACCAGUGACCUGCCAUCACAACAGUUGCCGCCGCAGUUGGUGAACAAGUUUUCCCACUUGGCGUUGGCUGACCCGCAGUUUGAUUGCACUGCUCCAGUUGAGUUAUUGUUAGGAGCUGACGUAUAUUCCCGAGUUAUGGAUGGGAAACGCGUUUUAUUGGAUCCCUCGUUACCUGCGGCCUACGGAUCGAUCUUCGGGUGGAUCGUCAUCGGUCCUGUUCCCGAGGUGGAACCUGAUACCUGUCGGUCCCACGUCGCUGUCACCCUAUCGGUGUCCCUUGAGGACAUGGUCCAUCGUUUCUGGCAAGUGGAAGAACCCGAUACAGCUCCGGCCACGUUCCAUGACGAGGGCCAAUGUGAAGCUGUCUACAGCGCCGAGCGGUAUCGUGACAUCACGGGACGAUAUGUAGUUCCUAUGCCGUUCAAGCCUCUUCAUCGCGACGAAUUAUUCCCUGGGUCCCGUCAAAUUGCUAUACGCCGUUUCCAGAACCUGGAACGGAAACUCCAGGCCGACGAAGGGCUGUAUGCCGCGUAUAAAGAGUUCAUGUUAGAUUACGAAUCGUUGGGACACAUGACCGUCGCUGAUGAAGUCGGGACGUACUACAUACCCCACCACCCGGUUUUCAAUGCGGCACGCAAAAUACGAGUGGUAUUUGACGCCUCCGCUAAGGCCAGUUCGCACCUAUCGUUAAACCAGUGUUUGCACACCGGGCCGAAGUUGCAGUUAGAUAUUCUGGACAUCCUGACCCGUUUCCGUCUUCAUAAGUUUGUGUUCACCGCCGACGUUUGCAAAAUGUACCGGCAAAUCCUCAUGCGCCCGGAAUACCGGCGCUUUCAACAUAUAUUUUGGCGAUCGUCACCAGUGGAUGAGUUAAAGGAAUAUCAGCUGAACACUGUCACUUACGGCGUCAAUUGCGCUCCCUUCUUGGCCCUACGUGUGUUAAAAGAUAUCGCCGAGAACGAAUGCAAUGAUUACCCAGAAGUCCGGGAUGGAUUGAAAUAUCAGACCUACGUGGACGACAUUUGUAUGGGGGCAGACACCGAGGAACAACUAUCGAGUGUGCAAUCAGAUUUAAUAGCCGUCCUGGGCCGCUCCGCGCUUGAGCUAAAAAAGUGGUCGAGCAAUUCGCCUCGCGUAUUGUCGGGGGUCGCUGCAACUGACCGAGUUUCCGAGGUGAUCAACUUCGAUGACAAAGGAGGAGGUAUGGUCAAGGUCUUAGGCCUCCGCUGGGAUCCAGUCAAGGACAUUUUUGGUUUUGAUGUCCACCCAGUGUCCAAGGUUAUCACCAAACGAUCGGUAUUGUCCACCAUUGCCACAAUCUUUGACCCGAUAGGGUUCCUUGCGCCUGUAAUUUUUCAUGCAAAACAUAUCAUGCAGCAAAUCUGGAAAACUGAACAGGGAUGGGACGAUCCUCUACCAGAUGACCUGGUUCGAACUUGGAACCUCUUACUUAAUGACCUCCCAGUACUAUCAAAAAUCGAAAUUCCGCGUUUUGUAUUGACAACUAGUGAGUCCCACGUAGAAUUAUGUGGAUUUUGCGAUGCCUCGGAACGAGGGUAUGCAGCGGUAGCAUACUUGCGAAUAACGUCACUGUCAGGACUGGUCACAGUGCAUCUUCUCGGCUCCAAAACAAAAACGGCGCCCAUGAAGACCAGCACUAUCCCAAGAUUAGAGCUAUGUGCGGCCGUCCUUCUGGCCCGCUGGUUGACUCGACUCCUCACAGUUUUUGGUGACCGACUCCGCGUGGACGGGAUCUUUGCGUGGUCUGACUCCCAGAUAGUGCUCUCAUGGUUGAUCAACCCUCACACUUGUAAAAGUGUUUGUCUCGAACCGAGUGCAUUUAGUCCGUCAGUUAGUACCAUCCUGCCAUUGGGGUUACGUCCGGUCGGCCGAAAAUCCGGCGGAUUGUGCCUCCAGAGGUUUAUUGCCCUCUGA
This is a messenger RNA of Macrosiphum euphorbiae (potato aphid), 3561 nucleotides long. The record is from the annotation of a GenBank genome assembly. NCBI's taxonomy places the organism in Eukaryota, Metazoa, Arthropoda, Insecta, Hemiptera, Aphididae.